Apaloderma vittatum (bar-tailed trogon) is the source of this 1491-nucleotide messenger RNA. RefSeq names its product tropomodulin 1 (gene TMOD1). The record is from RefSeq and is a predicted model, not a curated record. Gene Ontology annotation, biological process: myofibril assembly; muscle contraction; pointed-end actin filament capping. The transcript has 9 exons. Gene Ontology annotation, cellular component: striated muscle thin filament; myofibril. Gene Ontology annotation, molecular function: tropomyosin binding. NCBI's taxonomy places the organism in Eukaryota, Metazoa, Chordata, Aves, Trogoniformes, Trogonidae. The coding region runs from base 98 to 1177 and encodes 359 amino acids.
GGGCUGCAGUGUCAUGUUUCGCAUAUUCAGUGUGACACUUCUUUUCUUUUCAGGUCCUGUUUCAGCACAAAAGUGAGAUUCACGAAACCCCUUUAAGAUGUCCUACAGAAAGGAGCUAGAAAAAUACAGAGACCUGGAUGAAGACAAGAUCCUUGGAGCUCUGACAGAGGAGGAGCUCAGGAAGUUAGAGAAUGAACUGGAGGAGCUGGAUCCUGAUAAUGCAUUGCUGCCAGCGGGGCUCAGGCAGCGGGAUCAGACGCAAAAGCCACCGACCGGCCCAUUCAAAAGGGAGGAACUCAUGGCCCACCUAGAAAAGCAGGCGAAGGACAUAAAAGACAGAGAAGACUUGGUUCCUUUCACGGGUGAAAAGAGAGGAAAAGCUUGGAUCCCCAAGCAGAAGCCAAUGGAUCCUGUUUUGGAAAGCGUGACUCUGGAGCCAGAACUGGAGGAAGCCCUUGCGAACGCUUCUGAUGCAGAGCUCUGUGACAUUGCUGCCAUCCUGGGCAUGCACACCUUGAUGAGUAACCAGCAGUACUAUGAGGCGCUGGGGAGCAGCACCAUCGUGAACAAAGAAGGGCUCAACAGUGUGAUUAAGCCCACACAGUACAAACCAGUUCCUGAUGAGGAACCGAACUCAACGGAUGUGGAGGAAACUCUGAAACGAAUACAAAGCAAUGAUCCUGACCUUGAGGAAGUCAACCUUAACAAUAUUAUGAAUAUUCCCAUACCAACUUUAAAGGCUUUUGCAGAAGCACUGAAAAAUAACACCUAUGUGAAAAAGUUCAGUAUAGUUGGAACACGGAGCAAUGAUCCUGUUGCUUUCGCACUGGCAGAAAUGCUGAAGGUGAAUAACACACUGAAGAGCCUGAACGUGGAAUCAAACUUCAUUUCUGGGUCAGGGAUCCUGGCUGUUGUCGAAGCGCUCCAGGGCAACACAUCGCUGGUAGAGCUGCGCAUCGACAACCAGAGCCAGCCCUUGGGCAACAAAGUAGAAAUGGAAAUUGCAAACAUGUUGGAAAAGAACACCUCCCUGCUGAAGUUUGGGUACCAUUUCACUCAGCAAGGUCCCCGGCUCCGUGCCUCCAACGCCAUGAUGAACAACAAUGACCUAGUGAGGAAGAGAAGACUCGCAGAGUUCAACGGGCCUAUUUUUCCCAAGUGCAGGACUGGAGUGUAGUUCCUGGCUGUAGAGGUCGUUCCCGGUGAUCUGUGCUGCACUGUGGAAACCUAAAGGCAACAAGUGCCUUGACAGAGUAUUUGUGGUGCCUCGGUUCUGUUUUAUGCACUGUUUAAAUUAAACUAGUGGCUGUAGUUGAUGAUUUUAUCCAGUAGGACUGUUGAUGUUUUCUGUAGAGUUGGAAACUAUUCAAGCCAGUAACAACCUGCCAAUUUUAUGCAAUCUCAGUUUAGAGUACAUCCCAGUGUAAAAAUGACUCUUAAUUAACCUGGGACCUAAUUUUUCUAUAAACUUCCUGCACGAUGUUUCAUACA